UCUUCCUUCGGUUUCCUACUUUAAUUCUUGGUACAUUUUAUAACCGUGAUGGGGGGAUGAAUGAACGCCACUCAAUAAAUUGUCGCUUUUCGUUAACUCUUAAUUUGCUAAAAGCUAUGACGGAUAUCUUCAAACGUCUCAACGCUCCGGGGGUGCUUGUAGCUGGAGGCAGAGCUGCAGGCACGAAAAGACGCCCAGGAAUCAACAAAGUGUAGGAUUAUCCUGAAUUACAGUUACUGAGGCACUAAAUGACCUCUAAUGAUAUCUGACCGCGUUGUAGUUUCUCCCAGCAUGCAACUCUUUCACUAGUUUCACUUUCACUCUUUGUGCUGAAACUGCGUGCAGAAGAACACACGGUGAGGGGAUCUCCUGCUUCCAUUGUCACCAUGUUAGUGGCUUAUCUCCUGCUAGUGUUCCUUCUUCACUUUCCUCAUUCAUUCGGGGCGCAGUUGCCAAAUCAAGGCCAAGCCAAAGACCUUCCUAUAGCCACAAACGGCCAGCUGUUCCCCUGGGACCGCAUGAGACUCCCAAAAACUGUCAUCCCUGUCCACUACAAGCUGAACAUCCACCCCAACCUGACCACGUUCAACUUCUCUGGCAACAUCCGUAUUGAGCUAGAUGUACUGGAGGACACCAGUACCAUCAUUCUCCAUGCCAAGCAAAUGCAGUUAUCCAGUGCUGUACUCCUGGCACCCGAAAGUGUGAAGCCCCUUCAGGUGUUGGAGUACCCCCCUUUUCAUCAGCUUGCCCUGGUGUCAGACUCAGUGCUGACCAAAGGUAGAAAAUAUGAGGUUCAGUUGGAGUUUGCUGCCAACUUGUCUGACAGCUUCCACGGUUUCUAUAAGAGCAGCUACCGCACCAGCAGCGGGGAGGUCCGGGUCCUGGCAUCCACACAAUUUGAGGCGACCUUUGCUCGUGGAGCCUUCCCCUGUUUUGAUGAGCCUGCCUUUAAAGCCAACUUCACUAUAAGCAUCAUACGAGAGCCACGUCACAUAGCGAUAUCCAACAUGCCCAAGGUCAAAACAGUGGAGCUGCCGGGAGGUUUGCUCAAGGAUUACUUUGACACCACUGUAAAAAUGAGCACUUACCUGGUAGCCUACAUUGUUUCAGACUUCUUGUCUGUGAGCAAGACCACCCAGCAUGGUGUCAAGAUUUCAGUCUAUGCUGUCCCUGAGAAGAUCGACCAGACAGCCUUUGCAUUGGAUGCUGCUGUCAAGCUGUUGGACUUUUACGAUGACUACUUUGAUAUUCCUUACCCACUUCCCAAACAAGAUCUGGCUGCUAUCCCUGACUUCCAGUCUGGUGCAAUGGAGAACUGGGGGCUGACCACCUACAGAGAGACCGGCCUCCUUUUUGAUCCUGAAAGGUCCUCAGCUUCUGAUAAACUGGGCAUCACCAAGGUCAUCGCCCACGAGCUUGCACACCAGUGGUUUGGGAACCUGGUGACGAUGGAGUGGUGGAAUGACUUGUGGCUCAAUGAGGGUUUUGCCAAAUUCAUGGAGUUUAUUUCCCUUGAUAUCACCUAUCCAGAACUGCAAGUGGAUGACUUCUUCUUAGGAAAAUGUUUUGAGGCCAUGGAAGUGGACUCCCUCAGCUCCUCCCACCCUGUCUCGACACCUGUGGAAAACCCAACACAGAUCCAGGAGAUGUUUGACGAUGUGUCAUAUGACAAGGGAGCAUGCAUUCUGAACAUGCUGCGGGACUUCCUCACUCCUGAGGCCUUUGAGAUUGGCAUCAUCCGAUACCUCAAGCGCUACAGCUACCAAAACACUGUGAACAGCCACCUGUGGGAGAGUCUGACUGAUAUCUGUAACUCAGAUAAUCUGGACCAAGGCCGACUGAAACAUGCAGCAUUCUGCUCCAAACGCAAACUGCAGUCUGGAGCUUCUAAGUGGUAUUCUGGAGAUGAGCUGGAUGUCAAGGCCAUCAUGGAAACCUGGACGUUGCAGGAGGGCUUCCCUCUGGUCACUGUGGAAGUCAGAGGUCGCGAGGUCAAGCUCAGUCAGGAGCGUUACCUAAAGACUGACAACCAAUCCCUCACUGAAGGAUUCUUGUGGCAGAUCCCACUUACGUACAUGACCAGUGCCUCCAGCACCAUUCAGCGCUUCCUGCUUAAGACAAAGACUGAUGUCUUGUACCUACCCGAGGAGGUGGAAUGGGUGAAGUUUAACGUGGACAUGAGUGGCUACUACAUGGUUCACUAUGCAGACGAAGGAUGGAACUCAAUUAUCAGAUUGCUGCAACACAACCACACAGCCCUCACAGGCAAUGAUCGGGCCAGCCUCAUCCAUAACGUCUUCCAGCUGGUCAGUAUAGGGAAGGUGAGGCUGGAUACCGCUCUGGAGCUCUCACUUUACCUGUCCAAAGAGACUGAGGUCAUGGCUGUGACUCAGGGCUUUGGAGAGCUCGUGCCUCUUUACAAACUGAUGGAGAAGAGAGAUAUGACUGUGCUGGAGAACCAGAUGAAGGGCUAUAUUAUAGACCUGUUCCAGGGACUGAUUGAUCGGCAGGAGUGGUCUGACUCUGGUUCAGUGUCUGAGCGAGUGCUGAGGAGUUACCUGCUACUGUUUGCCUGUGUCAGGAACUACGCUCCAUGUGUGACUAAAGCCACCCAGCUCUUCAAGCAGUGGAAGGACUCAGAUGGAAACAUGAGCCUUCCUGUUGACGUCACAAUGGCCGUGUUUGUGAUUGGAGCUCGAACACCAGCAGGGUGGGAUUUCUUGUUUGAGAAGUACCGCCAUUCCCUGCAGAUGUCUGUCAAGAGCCGCAUGAAGGUUGCCAUGGCUGUCAGCCCACUGAAGGACAAGCUCAAGUGGAUGAUGGAACAGAGCCUCCAUGGUGAGGUGAUGAAGACGCAGGACCUCCCAGACGUGGUUGUCUCCAUCAGUAAGAACUGUCACGGCUACGAACUGGCUUGGGAUUUCCUCCGGGCCAACUGGAACACCCUGAUCAAAAAGUUUGACCUUGGUUCCAGCACCAUAUCACACAUGGUGACUGGGGUGACCAACCAGUACUCUACCAGGGAGAUGCUGGAUGAAAUACGAAGUUUCUUUGGCUCCCUGACUGAGGAGACAGGCUCAGAGAUGAGAUGCAUCCAGCAGAGCUAUGAGACCAUCGAAGAGAACAUUCGCUGGAUGGAUGCAAAUGUCCCUCUGCUCCAGGCUUGGCUGAACAAACGCACCCACCCAGUGCCUCAUGAGGAUCUGUAACUCCUGUGAUAACAAAAUGUCAGCUGUGAAUGGUUAUGACAUUACAGACAGAAACACAGGUGUGGCUCCAGAUCAUAAAAGAAAUGACUAGACAUGGUGAUGAUGAAACAUGUACUGCAACCCAACAUCAAGAUCAAUAAUUCAGAUGUA
This is a messenger RNA of Mugil cephalus (flathead mullet), 3359 nucleotides long. It is a transcript of the gene erap1b, whose product is annotated as endoplasmic reticulum aminopeptidase 1b. The record is from RefSeq and is a predicted model, not a curated record. Bases 387 to 3209 code for a protein of 940 amino acids. Lineage: Eukaryota; Metazoa; Chordata; Actinopteri; Mugiliformes; Mugilidae. Gene Ontology annotation, biological process: proteolysis; peptide catabolic process. Gene Ontology annotation, cellular component: cytoplasm. Gene Ontology annotation, molecular function: zinc ion binding; peptide binding; metalloaminopeptidase activity. The transcript has 19 exons.